AUGUUUAAAAGAGCAUUAUUUAAUACUAGGCUUAGUUCUAGACUAAAUCUUCAACAAACAAGAUUCAUAAGUCAAGAAAUAAAAGAAGCAAUAAGUACAGCAAUAAAUACAACACCAGUAGUAUUAUUUAUGAAAGGAACACCAGAAUUCCCCCAAUGUGGAUUUUCAAAAGCAACAAUUCAAACAUUAGGUCAACAAGGAGUUGAUCCACAAAAAUUUGCUGCUUAUAAUGUAUUAGAAGAUCCUGAAUUAAGAGAUGGUAUAAAAGAAUUUAGUUCUUGGCCUACUAUACCUCAAUUAUAUGUUAAUGGAGAAUUUGUUGGUGGUUGUGAUAUUAUUUUAAGUAUGGCUCAAAAUGGUGAAUUAAGUGAAUUUUUAGAAAAAGAAGGUGCUUUAAUUCCUGAAAAUGAUGAAGUAAUUGAUGUUAAAGUUGCUGAUGUUAAACCAAAUAGAGAUUAA
Molecule: messenger RNA, 459 nt
Organism: Lodderomyces jiufengensis
Lineage: Eukaryota; Fungi; Ascomycota; Pichiomycetes; Serinales; Debaryomycetaceae
Product: monothiol glutaredoxin
Exons: 2
Coding region: 1-459 (152 amino acids)
Source: RefSeq, a predicted model, not a curated record